Camelina sativa (false flax) is the source of this 1524-nucleotide messenger RNA. Its product is annotated as SH3 domain-containing protein 3. The record is from RefSeq and is a predicted model, not a curated record. Gene Ontology annotation, molecular function: protein binding. NCBI's taxonomy places the organism in Eukaryota, Viridiplantae, Streptophyta, Magnoliopsida, Brassicales, Brassicaceae.
AAUCGCAAACGCUACAGACCGGUUCGGUUCGGUUCAAUCUCAGAUAUUAAAUUCACUGGUAACCUUUCUCGAACCGAACCGACCCAAUUCGGCUCAGAUCGAUGUGUGUGACGACGAUUUCUCUCAGACGAUAAUCAGUGUGAGACAUCGAGUCGAAGAACAUAUUUAGAAUCAGAUCUGAUCUGCUUUGUAAGUUUCUAAGCUAGUCUGAUCGAAGUUGAGAUCUCCCAAUUCCACUCAGGCUUACCUCUUUUUGAUUCCUGUAAAAUCAAUUUUGGGGUAAAAUCAAAAGAGGAGGAAGUGACAAUGGAUGCUUUUAGAAGACAAGCGAGUAAGCUCAGGGAUCAAGUCGCAAAGCAGCAACUGGCUGUGAUCAAGCAGUUCAGUGGGACUGGUUAUGAAAGCUCAGAUGUAAUGGUGAUUGAUGAGUUAGAAAUGCAAAGGCAUCAUCAGCUCGAUAAGCUAUACCGCUCUACUCGUUCUGCAAAGGAGUUCCAGAGAGAGAUAGUUAAAGCAGCUGAGACUUUUACCACGAUCGGGCUCCGGCACAUUGAAGCAGGAACCAAGUUGUCUGAAGAUUGUUGUAGGUAUGGGAACGAAAAUAGUCAGAACAUUGAUGAGAAUAUUCUAGCCAAGGCUGCAGCUAUAUAUGGUGAUGCUCGGAAACAUGUAGACAAAGAACAGGAAGACUUCAACAAGCUUUUGGCUUCUCAGGUUUUGGAUCCUCUUAGAGCUAUGGUUGCCGGUUCUCCUCUGGAAGAUGCUCGUCAUCUUGCUCAACGUUACAGCCGCAUGAGACAAGAAGCAGAGACACAUGCAACAGAAGUCUCUAGAAGGCAGGCACGUGUAAGAGAAGCUCCGAUUCCAGAAAAUGUGGCAAAGCUUCAACUAGCAGAAGCAAAGAUGCAAGAGCUAAAGGCAAACAUGGCAGUUCUUGGUAAAGAAGCAACUGCUGCGUUGGCGGCUGUUGAAUCACAGCAACAUAGACUCACUUUCCAGAGGCUUGUGGCUAUGGUUGAAGGGGAGAAGAAUUAUCACUUGAGAAUAGCAGCAAUCCUUAGUGACAUUGAAGCAGAGAUGGUAACUGAGAAACAACACAAAGAAUCUGCUCCUCCUGCGAUUCCAACAGAGAACGGCUCAGAGAAAACAUCAUAUUUUUUAGCUGAAGUGGUUCAUCCGUUUUCCGCUGCUUCAGAGAAAGAGCUAGACUUGAACAAAGGAGAUUACGUCGUUGUCCGAAAGGUGAGCCAAACCGGUUGGGCUGAAGGAGAAUGCAAAGGCAAAGCUGGUUGGUUUCCUAUGGCUUACAUUGAGAAACGACAGAGACUUCCUACAAACAACUUUGCUGCUGAAGUUUACUGAGACUCUUCUUCAAAGAUUUCAUUUUUUUUUUCCUUACAUUUGUGUCUGAAAUACUUAGUUUCGUUCAGUCAUUUCUGCCAAAAAAAAAAAUACUACUCUUGUUCAUAUUUGUUUAUCCAAAUAGUGUUUACCUCCAAAAAAAAAUGUUUCGUUGGUGCCCUA